CGCCAUCGGUGACACCGAACCCACUUCUUCUUUCAAAAGUUAACCAGUGAAAAGACCUUAAAUACACCUCCCCUCGUUAUUAGUUUAUCCACCAACAUUACCAGACAACCAAUCAAACCCCUCUCCUUUGCCUAUAAAAGCCCCCUUUCCCCUCGUUUGAUAUCCUUCUUUCGUUUCGCCUUUGCUUGCUCGCGUAGUCUACACUCUCCGCUUCUCUUCGCGUUUCUUUUCCUUCAACCAGCUAAGUGUUCUUAAUUUUCAUUCUUUUCUCUUCCUUUUAAGUCUCUUCGCUCUUUCUGUUUCCUUUUUUUAUCUAGCUUAGAUCUAGGGUUUUUCGGGUUCUGCUUUUUUUUUUGGCUGCUUUGUUCAUGUCCGAUAAGCGGAUCGGGCGAUUGGUAGUCAGGUCUUCGUAAAACCAUUCCUAUGAUUUUAUAUUUUCUAUGAGCUCAAUCCUCAUGCGUCGAAUCCGUAUUCUCCACUCGUUUUCGGUCGUCUUCCUUUACUGGUUCUACGUUUUCUCAUGAAUUAUCCCCCUUUUUGAUCAUCAAUCUCCUCAUCUAGAUCUAACACGUAGUUAAUUUCUGACUUAAAAUUUGAAAUCCCUAAUUUGUCAUUCAAUUUAUUAAUUCCUAUUAAAUAUUCUCCGGGAUAAAAAAAAAAAAAAAAAGAGAAACCCUUCCCCUGAGAUGGCUUCUGUUCAAAGGCCAGCGAGUUCCCCCGAUUCCGAUCCACGAUAUGCUAACAUCGACGAGAGGAAAAGGAAGAGGAUGCUGUCAAACCGUGAAUCCGCAAGGCGGUCACGUAUGAGGAAGCAGAAGCAGCUCGAAGAUUUGGUUAACGAAGUGAGCACAUUACAGAAAGAUAACAGCCAGCUAUCUGAAAGGAUCAACGUCGCCACCCAACGCUUCAUCGAGAUGGAAUCCGCCAACAACGUGUUAAGAGCUCGGGCAAUGGAAUUGACCGAGAGACUACGGUCCCUGAACUCGGUGCUGUACAUUGUGGAAGAAGUCAGCGGAUAUGCCGUUGAUAUCCCGGAGAUUCCGGAUCCUCUGAUGAAGCCGUUGCAGCUCCCCUGUCCGAUGCAGCCAGUUAUGGCGUCGGCUGAUAUGUUCGAGUAUUGAUGGAUAGACUCUUCUUCCUUGUUGGGCAAAUAUGGGUCCUUUUAUUGGGGUCUGUUUUUUCUAGCGAGUCGUUGGUUAAUGUUAUCUUUUUCCUUUUUCUUUCCUAUGUUUCUGUUACUUUUAGGUAAUGUGCAAUAAGGUUUAUGUUAAUGUGGAGUCUGUUGAAUGGGGAGUUUGGUUUUGUAGAAACCUUUUGUGUUUUCCGUUUUUGUGUACUUUUGGAUUUCUAUGGAUAUGUUGAAAGUUUCUGUAUUGUCAAUUUCUUUGUGACUACUUGUUGAUGUGGAUGCAUUAACAGGGUUGUUGUAGAGUGUGAUAUAGGCAUAGUUGGGGUUUGUUUUUGCUAGGUUUGGUGGGAAGAAGCCAAGAAAGGGAACUCAGUUGUUUGAAACUUUUGAGUUUAUCUCGUGCUUUGGUUACAUCACAAGAACAAAAAGGUAAAAAGGUUUAAGAACUUUGUAUCCACCCUUUCUUCCUCUAGGCAUUCUUAGCAUAGAAAAUGCGAGCUGGAAUGUGCCAAUUAUUGUUUUGAUGAUAGCAAGUGGUAUCUUUGUUUGGAUAAAUUAUGUUGAGAGUUUAAUUGAAUUGCAGCAUUUAUUUCUAUUAGUCACUCCAGUAGUUCUUUCUCCAAAUUAUUCAAUUUGGUGAUCGGAGGGACAUGUAGUUGCAUUUUGGUUGGGAGUUUUGGAUUAGUUAGAAGCUGGAUUAAAACUUUGGCUUGCAUAUUCACUGUGAAUUUGAUUCUGUAAUAGGAAUUCUAAAAUGCUUUAUCUUGUUUGUGCUCCUUGCUCCUGCACGGGCUGUGAUUUUUCUUCAUUGUUAGUGAUAUGGACUCUUUCACAAGUCUUGUCUAUUAAUUGAUUAAUGGAGUUUUCCUUUAGUAAAGUGAUUAACGGUUCAUAUA
This is a messenger RNA of Durio zibethinus, 2025 nucleotides long. RefSeq names its product bZIP transcription factor 53. NCBI's taxonomy places the organism in Eukaryota, Viridiplantae, Streptophyta, Magnoliopsida, Malvales, Malvaceae. The record is from RefSeq and is a predicted model, not a curated record. Gene Ontology annotation, molecular function: DNA-binding transcription factor activity; transcription cis-regulatory region binding. Gene Ontology annotation, cellular component: nucleus. Gene Ontology annotation, biological process: positive regulation of DNA-templated transcription.